Messenger RNA from Labeo rohita (rohu), 1542 nucleotides. Its product is annotated as leukocyte surface antigen CD53. Gene Ontology annotation, cellular component: membrane. NCBI's taxonomy places the organism in Eukaryota, Metazoa, Chordata, Actinopteri, Cypriniformes, Cyprinidae. Bases 179 to 859 code for a protein of 226 amino acids. The transcript has 8 exons. The record is from RefSeq and is a predicted model, not a curated record.
CCUGCACUGUCAGUUAGACACUGCGUCAUUCAUAGAGGAAGUAAGAUCUGAUGCACUCCCACUGCCACUGAUACAGACUUUAAGAACAACACGGCCACAAAGGGCGAGUCCAACUGUCUUAAUUGAGGAUUAUUCUUUGGAGCAUCUUUACAGAGUAAAUUAAAGAAGGCAGUGGAAGAUGUCGUGCCUGAAGUGCCUGAAGUACACCAUGUGUGUGGUGAACUUCAUCUUUUUUAUUUGUGGGGCUGCCGUCUUUGGAUUGGGCAUCUACUUGAUGACAAUCUCCAGGUUCUCUUCCCUACUCCCCAGUCUUCAGGCUAUGAACAUAGCAAACACACUUUUCAUCACUGGGAUCAUUAUCACAUGUGUGUCCUUCUUGGGAUUUCUUGGAGCCCUGAAGGAGAAUCGUUGCCUGCUUAUAUCUUUCUUCGUACUGUUGUUCAUUCUAAUGCUGGCCGAGCUGGCUGCUGCCUGCCUUUUGCUCAUGUACGAGUCACAGAUUGAGACCUUCAUUAGUACAGAUCUUAAGAAAGGUUUAGAAACAUCCAUAAAAACCAGAAAAAGUCACAAUUACACAAUUGAAGAUGACUGGGACAAAGUGCAAAAGACAUUUCAUUGCUGUGGCAUCACUAACUAUACAGAUUGGAAGCCAAAUAUACCAGAGUCAUGCAACAUCCAUAGAAAUCAAACACAGUACUGGUCAGAGGGUUGUUUCACAUUGCUAACGAACUCAUUUGAGAAUAACCUCUUGAACACAGGAAUUGGUGUUAUUGUUGUCUGCAUUAUUGAGGUCUUGGGUAUGUGCUUCUCCAUGACCCUGUUCUGCCACAUAAGUCGGAGCGGGUUGGGAUACAAAUGAUCAAACUUUCCAUAGAAGAAAUAUCCCAUCUUAAUAACUAUUAUCCCACAAAUAUCCAAAGACAGCCAGUAAAAGACAAAUUGGCUAGCAGGUCUUACAUGGAUGUUUGGUUUUAUAGCAUGUGUCCUCCACUAAAAACAAUGAUACAAACCCAUAAUUAUUGUAACGGCAUUAUUAUUUUGCAUGUGUGAUUAAUUAUUAGAGCAGUUAAACCAUAACUGAUUCUAAAAAAACCCCUCUCAGCAGUAUUUUACCUUUGGCCAUCACAGCUUAAAAGGAAACUUUCUAAGGGGUUUUAGACACUGAAUUCAGCCACUUUCAUUUGAAUGUCAAGUUAUAGAGUGUGAAAGACAGAUUUUCCAUGAUGAAUCAUCUUCACACAAAUAUAUAAUGCAAUGUUACACUGUAUAUAAAAACUGAUUCUCUUUCAUGUUACAAUGUUUUGUUUUACCUAAUGUUCCUGUAAUUGACGUUACAUAGACUAUAAAUGACUCGUUACAUAGGCUAUAGUUGAACAAUGCAAAGCAUUCAUUUUUGAUCACUUCCUUUUCUGACUAGCUGUAGCAGUGACUAAACCAUGUGAUUUCCCAGUUUGAGCAUGGGGUGGAAACCACUUAUGCUUAUUUAACAGUUACACCAUUUAUAAUGUGGUUUUUUUUUUUUUUUUUUUUUUUUUCAUUUUU